AUCGCUGCUGUCACACACACAUACACAUCGUGAUGGCUGCCGUGUGGCGAGCUCGUAAAUUUGCCCGCUGCGUCGUCCGCUUCUCCGAUCGUGAUCUGUAAAAUAUCCACAGAAAGCACGACCUUAAACGAGACACUAAAAGAGUCCGCAGAAUAAGCUGCUAUGGCUGAAAGCAACCAAAAUACUGAUGGCACUGUUGAAGAUGGAGAGGAUGAAAAUACUGAGGAUUCUAAUCUGCAAAUGGAGCUCAGUGCUUUUCGGGCCAAGUGGAUGUCUGAGCUGCAGCCCAGCUCAGGGGGACAGAGGAGCUUCUCCAGAAACGCUGAGCUGAGGAGGAGGCAGGAGACCGCUAAAGAGGAGAAGGCCCGAGAGCUGUUCCUGAAGGCUGUGGAGGAGGAACAGAAUGGAGCCGUUUAUGAAGCCAUCAAGUACUAUAAGAGUGCAAUGCAGCUGGUGCCGGACAUCGAGUUUAAGAUCAACUACAGCAGAACUCCUGAUCCGGAGCGGGGAGGCAGCUACUUGGAGAGCAGUGAGAAUAAUCGUGAGAUCGACGACCUGCUGACGUACUUCCAGCAUCAGCUGACUUUGGGCAACGACACAAUGAAGCUGUGUGAGCAUGAGACGGAAACCUCACAGGUGCACAUAUCAGCUUUGCCUUUUGAGGUGCUGAUGUAUAUCUUCCGCUGGGUGGUGUCAUGUGACCUGGACCUCCGAGCAUUAGAGCAGCUCUCUUUGGUUUGCAGGGGUUUCUACAUCUGUGCAAGGGACCCUGAGAUUUGGCGCUCUGCCUGUUUGAGAGUUUGGGGACGGAGCUGCACUAAAAUGCUGCCCUUUUCAUCCUGGAGGGAGAUGUUUUUGGAGAGGCCGCGUGUGCGCUUUGAUGGUGUUUACAUCAGUAAAACCUCGUACAUCCGCCAGGGGGAGGAGUCUCUGGAUGGCUUCUACAGGGCUUGGCACCAGGUGGAGUACUACAGGUACCUGCGCUUCUUCCCUGACGGUCAGGUGAUGAUGUUGACCACACCUGAGGACCCUUUGGUCACCGUCCCACGACUGCGCAGCAAGAACUCCAGGAUGGAUUCUGUCAUGUUUGGCCAUUACCGGCUGUCCCAGGAUACGGACAAUCAAACCAAAGUUUAUGUGGUCGUCUCCAAGAGAAAAGAAGAGCAGAAGGUGUCUGAGUACCAGAGGAGCCGGUUCUGCAGGCGGAACCCAGUUCCAGAAGCGGAGCGCUCCUUUCAUGUGGGACUGCAGCUGUCCUCCGGGGGGCGCCAGCGCUUCAACAAACUGGUCUGGAUCCACCACUCCUGCCACAUCACCUACAGAUCUACUGGAGAGACUGUUGUCACAGCAUUUGAUGUAGACAAAAUGUACACGCCGCUGUUUUUCGCACGAGUGAAGAGCUACACAGCGUUUUCCGAGCGUCCGCUGUAGGACGAGCCGAGAGAUGCAUGCAGAAAUAACCCUGGACAACCCUGCCGCUCCAUCUGCUUUAACACAGCCGCUUUCUCAUGAAUGUACCACUAUCCCACAGUCUUAAAGAGACAGUUUACCCAAAAAUACAAAUUCUGUCAUCAUUCCCUCAUCCUCUGCUUGUUUAAAAGAAGAUAUUCGGAAGAAUGCAGGAAAAAAAACAGUCAUUGACUCCCAUAGUAUUUUUAAUUCCUAUUGAUGUCAAUGGCUGCUUUUUUCCCUCAACAUUCUUCAAAAUAUCUUCUUUUGUGUUCAACAGAAGAAACAAAUAAAACUUUAAAAGAAGAUAUUCUGAAGAAUGCUGGGGAAAAUAAACAUCAGUCAUUGACUCCCAUAGUAUGUUUAGUUCCUACAAUUGAUGUCAAUGGCUGCUUUUUGUUCAACAUUCUUCAAAAUAUCUUCUUUUUGUGUUCAACAGAAGAAGCUAAUAAUCGUUUCGAACCAUUAAGUGUGAUUAAAUUAGGAUUUGUUUGAGUGAACUCUCUCUUUAACAGCAGCUCAAAGAUCUGUCACUCUCUUGUUGUAUAGAUGAAGAGAUAAAAUAUAUAUAUAUAUAAGAUUGUCUGUAAGACGUUAUAAGUCAACUGUGAUGAAUGUUCCCCCUGUUUUUGUGAAUUUCAGUGAGGGAUGAUGUCUACUGAUGACUGGAACACCCAAAUAAAACUGCUAUAUUGCA
Messenger RNA from Danio aesculapii, 2146 nucleotides. RefSeq names its product F-box protein 9 (gene fbxo9). Gene Ontology annotation, cellular component: SCF ubiquitin ligase complex. Gene Ontology annotation, molecular function: protein binding. NCBI's taxonomy places the organism in Eukaryota, Metazoa, Chordata, Actinopteri, Cypriniformes, Danionidae. Gene Ontology annotation, biological process: SCF-dependent proteasomal ubiquitin-dependent protein catabolic process. The coding region runs from base 163 to 1431 and encodes 422 amino acids. The transcript has 13 exons. The record is from RefSeq and is a predicted model, not a curated record.